This is a messenger RNA of Cuscuta campestris, 1956 nucleotides long. The record is from the annotation of a GenBank genome assembly. Lineage: Eukaryota; Viridiplantae; Streptophyta; Magnoliopsida; Solanales; Convolvulaceae.
GUACUGGGUCCGGAACACGUCCGGAUGAUACCCAACCUCCAAAUCGCCAUGAGUGAAUGCACAAGCAUCUGCCCGCGGGCACCUCCCCUUGCGCCCGUGAUAGUCGCGACAGCAAAUGGGCUUGUAGUGGAUUAAUGCGUAUGAAUUCAAAGAAUUAACAGAGAUUACAGAUAGCCUCGAAAGUACAAAUCUUUAUCAAGAAGUCUCAUCUGGAAAUCAAGAAAGGGCGGCCACCACCGUGUUCGGAGAAAAGCUCUAACCGGCGGUCGUUUUAAUGGACGCCCAACCCGACUGCCACGUGGUGGCGGUGCCGUACCCCGGCCGCGGCCACAUCAACCCGAUGAUGAACCUCUGCAAGCUCAUCGCCGCUCGUCGCCCCGGCACACUGUUCACCUUCGUCCUCACUCAGGAGUGGUACGGCUUCCUCCGCUCCGACCCGAACACGGAGAACAUCCGGUUCGCCACCGUCCCCGACGUCAUCCCCUCCGAGAUCGGCCGAGCGAAAGACUUCGCCGGCUUCUUCAGAGCCACCCAGACCAAGCUGGCCGCGCCGGUGGAGGAGCUGAUCGACGGGCUCCAGCAGCCCAAGCCGAACGUUAUCCUCCACGACACUUACUUGCCGUGGGUGGUGUCCCUGGGGAUCCGGCGGAAUAUUCCGAACGGCCACACUGAAAAACCCAAUCUUUCAGAAGUAGUGAACUAUCUUCCUGGAAUUGCACCAAUUCAAGUCUCAGAUCUUCCAACUCCUGUCUAUGGCAAAGGCAAAGAAUUGAUUGAUGAAAUCCUUAAGGCCAUCUCUGCUGUCUCCAAAGCACAAUACCUUCUGUUCCCUUCAGUGUAUGAGCUCGAAGCCGCCGCCAUUGAUGCUCUAAAGGAAAAGCUUCCCAUCCCCAUCCUCGCAAUAGGCCCUGCAAUCCCUUCGAUCCCGGCCGAUAAUGGUCAUAAAGAUUCAGAGGACACUGUGAUCAAAUGGCUGAACGCCCAGGCCAGAAGCUCUGUUCUGUACAUAUCGCAGGGGAGCUUCUUGUCGGUCUCCGGCGCUCAACUGGAUGAAAUUGCCGCCGGCGUGCAGACGAGCGGCGUGAAGUAUUUAUGGGCUUCGCGCGGAGAAACCGCAAGGGGCAACAAUGGGGGCUUGAUUGUGCCCUGGUGCGAUCAAUUUAAGGUCUUGUGUCAUCCCUCCAUUGGCGGGUUUUGGUCGCACUGCGGCUGGAAUUCGAGCAAAGAAGCGGCGUGUGCGGGGGUCCCUGUGCUGGCGUUUCCCAUAUUCUGGGACCAGACGACGGACGGGGAGCUGAUCGCGGCGGCUUGGAAGAUGGGGGUGAAGGUGCGGCGGCGGGGAGGAGAGGAGGACGACGGGGGUUUGGUGACGAGGGAGGAGAUAUCGGAGCUGGUGAGGAGAUUCAUGGACUUGGAGGAUGAGGAGAUGAAGGAGAUGAGGGGAAAGGCGAAGAUGAUUCAAGAAACAUGCCGGAAUGCUAUGGAGGAAGGCGGUUCAUUUCAUCUUAAUGUUGAUGCCCUCAUCAAAGGAAUCUUAUGCAACAAUCAUNGCUUGGAAGAUGGGGGUGAAGGUGCGGCGGCGGGGAGGAGAGGAGGACGACGGGGGUUUGGUGACGAGGGAGGAGAUAUCGGAGCUGGUGAGGAGAUUCAUGGACUUGGAGGAUGAGGAGAUGAAGGAGAUGAGGGGAAAGGCGAAGAUGAUUCAAGAAACAUGCCGGAAUGCUAUGGAGGAAGGCGGUUCAUUUCAUCUUAAUGUUGAUGCCCUCAUCAAAGGAAUCUUAUGCAACAAUCAUUCUUGUUCAUUCAUUGAUUUGUGACUCCUAUAUCAUCCUCUAGGUUGGACUUGAGAAACUUAACUCAAUAAGACUAAAAUAUAAUGACUUUUUAAAUAUAAGAUCAUAUGCUCUUAUUUUUCAAUAUAAAUAGUCAUUAUUCAAUUAAAUGUUCAUCAUUACU